This is a messenger RNA of Chlamydomonas reinhardtii, 2983 nucleotides long. RefSeq lists its product as uncharacterized. Gene Ontology annotation, molecular function: xenobiotic transmembrane transporter activity; antiporter activity. Gene Ontology annotation, cellular component: membrane. NCBI's taxonomy places the organism in Eukaryota, Viridiplantae, Chlorophyta, Chlorophyceae, Chlamydomonadales, Chlamydomonadaceae. The transcript has 12 exons. Bases 135 to 2219 code for a protein of 694 amino acids. The record is from RefSeq and is a predicted model, not a curated record. Gene Ontology annotation, biological process: transmembrane transport.
GAUAAACCCAAGCAUUUGCUACUUGCGUAUUCAACCAAGACUCAAUUCACGACACGCGUUUACCUUAUGAAGCUGCGACGCGAAAUUCCCUGAGCUAGCAGUCUUAAGAUACUGCUGGCUAUUAUACUGAUAACAUGCAGCACAGGGUGAGCCCAGCGUGUGCCGGGGAGCGUCAAUUGGUGGGCCCGCGGUUGGCGCCGAGCCCCGCACGAUGGAUUAGCAGCGCACACGCGCGCCGGCUACGCCUGGGCUCUGCGUCGGGUUCAAAUGCGGCUGCCGGAGAGCCACCAAGCCCCGCUCACCAGGGUCAUCCAGGCUCCGAGAGCGUCAGGCGUGCACCCCUUCCCGCGUCAGCGGCAGGGACCGCAAAGCCGCACCAGCCCCACUCGCCAUAUCCGGACUUGGCGGCUCUGGAUGCUGAGAUCAUCUCCAUCGCAUUGCCGAUGCUGGCCACGCUGGCUGCCGACCCCAUUGCCGGCCUGGUGGACAGCGCCUACAUGGGGCGGGCGGGGGCGGCGCAGCUGGCGGCGGUGGGGGUGGCGCUCAGCGUAUUCAACACCUGCACCAAGGUGCUCAACGUGCCGCUCCUGGCUGUGACCACCAGCAGUGUUGCAAAGGCCACAGGAGAGGCGAAGCGCGCAGCUGAGGCGGCCGCAGAGGCCGCGGCGACCGCGGCAGCGGAGGUGGCGGCGGCGGCGGCUCAAACCGGAACACGCCCCGCAGCGGCCGCAGCUACAGCUACAGCCGCUGCAGCCGCAGCGGUCGGAGGCGGCAGCCAACCCGCCGUACAAACGGUGACUGUGGAGCCAACUGCCGCCGCCGUGCCGGCUGCUACUGCCGCGGCGGCGGCGGCGGCUGCAGCCGCCGAGGCGGCUGGGGACGCUCAGGCACGGGCGGCGACGUCGUGCCUGUGGCUGGCGGCGGGGCUGGGCGUGGUACAGGCGGUGGCGCUGCUGUCGGGGGCGCACUGGCUGGUGGGCACGUGGGGCGUGUCAGCCGCCUCCAAGGUGUACGAGCCUGCGUUGGCCUUUGUGACGGUGCGGGCGGCCGGCGCGCCCAUCACUAUCCUCAUGCUCACGCUGCAGGGUGUGUACCGCGGGCUCCAGGACACGCGCACGCCCUUCCAGGCCACUCUGGUGUCCAACGCACUCAACAUUGCGUUGGCGCCCAUCCUCAUCUUCGGGGCGAACUGGGGCGCGGCGGGCGCGGCGGCGGCGACCGUGGCGGCGCAGGCGGUGCCGGUGGUGCUCAUGACGAGGGAGCUGCUCAAGAGCCGCAAGCUGCGGCCCUUCGGCUUCCCUGCGACGCCCCCCGCCGCCGGGGUGGGGCUCGGGGCCGGCGGCAGUCACGGGGCGGUGGACAGCGCGGACACGGGUGCGGCUAUGGCGGCAGGCGGUGAAGGUGGUGGUGCAAUCGGGCGUGGGCCAUUGGCGGCUCUGGCGGGCAUGAUGCCCCUUUUCAAGCCCACAGGCUACCUGGUCCUGCGCAGCGCCUCCGUCACCGCCACCUACGCCGUGGCGACCAGCCUGGUGGCGAGGGCGGGCGCAGCCGUCACAGCCAGCCACCAGAUCGCCUUCCAGCUGUGGCUGGCGUGCGGGCUGCUGGCGGACGCGCUGGCGGUGGCGGCGCAGUCGCUCAUGGCGCGGGACAUAGGCGCCGGCAGUGCGGCGGGGGCGCGGCAGGUGGCGGGUCGUGUGGGCGGCCUCAGCGUUGGGCUGGGCCUGGCGCUUGCGGGCCUGAUGGCGCUGGCGGGGCGGCUGGGUCUGCCGGCGGCCUUCAGCUCCGAGCCCGAGGUGCUGCGGCUGGUGUCCAACCUGUUUCCGCUGCUGGCGCUGUCCCAGCCCAUCACCGUGCUCGCAAUGGCGUGGGAUGGAGUGUUGUACGGCGCCGGCGGUUUCCGUUACGCUGCCAUUUCAAUGGCGCUGGCGGCGGCGCCUGCGAUUGCCGUAAUGUACGGCGGCGGCGGCGCCGUACACGAGGUGUCACGGCUGCUGGCAGGCGGCGGUUGGCAGGCAGCGGCGGGCGGCAGCGCCGCCGCCGCCACGGUGGGUACGGCAGCGGCUGCGCUGUCUGGUGAGGACCAGCUGGGUGCGGUCUGGGCUGGUCUGGGCGUACUGAUGCUGAUGCGGUGGUUGACCAUCUGGGUGCCGUACAAGCUGCAGGCGGGGCCGUUUGCCAAGCUGAAAGGCGAGGACAGAAGGCCCGCUGCUGAGCAUUGAGGCGCGGGUGUGCGUGCAAGUGCAUGAGUGUGGAUGGCGAGAGGGGAGGGCGAGUGAUUCUUAAUUAAACAUAGUCAUUGUUUUGAAGCUUGUUGGUCUUGGGAGGAGUGCAUGGCGCGAACGACGGGCGUUAAGCUGCAGGAUGAAGCAACCCCAGUCAAGUUUGCGUAGUAGCACGGCAGUCAACCUGCAUCUAAUGUCAGUCGCGCAGCGUGUGCAGUGUGUGGCGGGUCUGCCUAGUCCAACAAGAUACUGGUUCCACAUGUACUGGUAAAUGGGAAGAAACCCACAUUAGCUCUGUUAUUGGCUGAGUUGCCAUAAUUGCCAGCAUCAUUACGAGAAGGGACUGCAAAGGACUGCAGAGAAGGUGCGUAAGGUGCCGACUUGAUGUACGGUAGUGAGGAGUGUGUACGCAGUACAGUAAAAAUAACGGCAUGGAUUCUGCCUGCACGCACCUGAUGCUAGCUAGCUAGUGAUGCUAGUGAUGCUAGUGAUGCCGUCACGCGGCGUCGACAAGUUUGUGCUCAGUCAGGCGUGCGAAGUAGGAGACAAGUGUGCGUGUCCAUGCAUACGGUACAUGAUGCGGCUGGGCCGCAUUGGUCGGCUCCAUCAUACCAAACAUAUGACUUGCCGUAACGCUGUAACUGUCUGCUUAGCAGCGAUCUUGCCAGGCGCAUAUGGGAGGGCUUGCUACUUCUCCGCGAAGGGAAGGUGCGUGCGCAACGCCGCCACCCCAUCUAACUUUCAUGUAACGUUGUGGCCCG